This is a messenger RNA of Physella acuta, 1305 nucleotides long. Its product is annotated as ependymin-related protein 1. Gene Ontology annotation, cellular component: lysosome; extracellular region. Gene Ontology annotation, molecular function: calcium ion binding. The record is from RefSeq and is a predicted model, not a curated record. NCBI's taxonomy places the organism in Eukaryota, Metazoa, Mollusca, Gastropoda, Physidae. Gene Ontology annotation, biological process: cell-matrix adhesion.
UGCAUCCCGUGACUAGCAAGGGUCACGUGAACGAAAGUUUCUGGUAAACACAAAGCUACUUCUACAAAAGCUCGAACGUCUGCGCUCAGUUGCCAAGCACGUACUGAAAGACAGAAGUCAACUACCCAAAUUUCAUCGAUCAAAAUGCAAGUCACAGCUGUUAUAGUCACUCUGUGCUCAGUUGUAGCACUUGGUUAUGCCUGCUGCACACCUGACCAAUGGGAGGGAGCUGAAGCUUCAAUUGGAGGAUGGGCCACUAAAAAACGCCAUGGCCUUCUGAAGGAAUACAUCAAAGUGUCCUAUGACGCUACCAACAAUCGCACUGCUGCCUUCCUUGACUACGUUAACGGGGAUUUCUCCAACAAGUAUCAGAUCGUCACCAGAUACGAUGAAGGGGUUGGCAAAUUGUACGUCGUUGACCUGAAGAAAGACAAAUGCUGGACUAAAGAACUCACCCGUCCAUUCCGUAAAGCUUGCAUUCCUGAUUCUGCCAAAUCAAUGGGUGAAUAUUAUCUUGGUCUUGAGGGUGGAUUCAAAGUGUCAGGUUUCGAGGUGAAGGGAAAAUCUUUUCAAGUGUUUGUCUCCGUGCAGCUCCUGGACAACAAUCAGUGUGUGCCUGUGGGAGAAACUGUUACCGGAAGUCUCCGCAAAGCUGACUUUGUACAAAAUGUUGGCUUCAUCAAUGUCACCCCUGGCAUCAAGAAUGAGACUGUCUUUGAUAUCCCCAAAGCCUGUGAAAAGAUGGAAGAUUUCUCUUUAGCUGAAGAGUUGUCCCGUGAACACUACAUCAUGGCUGUCUAAAAGACUGUUUCUUUAAUAAGUUUUUGGUGUUUGUUUUUUUUUUUGGUUUUUUUUUUUUUUUUUUUUUUUUUGUUCAAGUACAUCUUAAGUGUACAUUUCCACAAUUUUAAAGCAUAAUUUUGUUGGUCUUUUGCCAAGUUUGUAGUAAGUUGUUUACUAUUGUGAGAUAAAAAAAUUUUAUUUUCUCAACUAACUAUUCCAUUGUGUGAUUAACCACCGAACAAAAUAAUUUAAAUAGAAUUUUUUUUUUAAUCUGCAUUUUUGAGUUGCCGAAUCAGUGUGCCUUUUAAUGUACAUCGAUGAUUGGAUAAAGUAUAGAUCUCAAUGUAGCUGAAAUGUGUUGGAUAGUAAUUAAAAUUUGUCGCAUGUAUCGAGAUUGCAGAAAGAAAACAGAAUCUCAAAGUUUUUUCAUAAGUAGGGAUCUCUGUAUUUGUUUCAAGCAGGUGUAAAUAUACUGUUUGACUUUUUUGUAUGAAAAAUAAAAGUAUCUCCUGAUACACUAAA